GAUCAUCCUGCUUCUCCUGUAGCCCCGCCUCGUCAUUCCACUGCCUGUCUGUCCGAGGCUGGGAUCUCUACGAAAAUACCCCUAACCCCCCCCUCUGAGAACAGAACAGCCAUACUACUGCGAAACGGGACGGAACUGAGAGGCCAUGAAGCCCGCGACAUGAUCCAGCGCGCAGCGGGGAUUGGGACGUCGGAGCGUGGCGCUGCGAGUCGUGAACUCCCGUCAGGAAGGAGAGGACUUCACGACACCAGUGCGUAGUGGUGCCGAGAGACGGGCGGUAACGUGGAGCCCUGAUCCGACCGAUGGAGCUGACGGGACCGCUGCGGGACCACAUCAAGAGGCCGACACAGGGUCCCCUGUGAGACCCCCUGUGAGGUCCACAUCUCCCCGGAGGAGGAAUCCUCCGACGCCCAAGCGGUGAAGGGCUGCACGACUCGUCGCGUCCGCCUCGGAAGACGUCCUCCGCUUUACAGACGUUGUGUUUUCUCGGUUCCCAAAGUUGGGCUCUCUCUCAGUGAGCAGGCAGGUCCCGCCGUUGGACAGGGACUAGGGUCGGUAGUACCACCUGGACCGUGGAGGUCCUCUCCAUGGAGGCCUGGAUGUCGCCACACUUCAACCCUCCAAAGAUUACUCUGAUUCACAAAGUUGCGUAAUUAUUGCAUCGCAGCAUUCCGCGGUUUUUGAGGAACUCUUAGACUUUGUUUUGUUGUUGUGUUGUGGCCCAAAGUGUCUACUCCACGUCCAUCAUGUCAUCUAAAGACGGCACAUGUCGGAAGUUUCAAGCCAACAUCUUCAACAAAAGCAAAUGCCAGAACUGCUUUAAACCCCGAGAAUCGCAUUUGUUGAACGACGAGGAUCUGAACCAGGCAAAGCCCACCUAUGGGGGAUGGCUGCUCCUUGCUCCGGAGGGAACCAACUUCGACAACCCUCUCCACCGGUCCCGGAAAUGGCAGCGGCGCUUCUUCGUCUUGUACGAGCACGGCCUUCUCCGAUACGCCCUGGACGAGAUGCCCAGCACCCUGCCCCAGGGAACCAUCAACAUGAACCAGUGUUCAGAUGUGGUGGACGGGGAGGGCCGUACCGGACAGAAGAACUCCCUGGCCAUCCUAACCCCAGAGAGGGACCACUUCGUCCGCGCCGAGUGUAAAGAGAUCAUCAACGGGUGGCAGGAGGCAUUGACUAUCUACCCCCGAACCAACAAACACAACCUGAAGAAGAAGCGUAAGGUGGAGCCCCCCACUCCCCAGGACACCAUAACUCCAAACGGUCACUUUUCCGCUGAAGAGUUGAACGGGCACGCUGAGCCUGGCCCGGCCAAGGUGGCGGUCACCAGCGUGGGCGACAGCGGGGGUCUCUGCUGGGGACCAGGGGGCGGCGGCAGCAGCAUUGCGGGCGCCGAGCGGGUCCCGGCCACCCGGGCCAGCCUGUGGCAGGACGAGGCCCCCGCCCGCUGGUCCCGGGCCCCCGCCUCCAUCCCCUACAGCCGCAGCUCGUCCUGCAUCAGCCAGCUGGACCAGCCCCAGGACCGCAGCGGCGCCCCCGCCACCCAGGACGACGGCGCGGUGGUGGCGGGCGGCGGCCGUAAGCCUCGCGUGGAGAGCGGCUACUUCUCCCUGGAGAAGACCAAGUACGAGCCCUUCGACUCCCUGCAGCACCCCCCCCAGCACCUGCCCCUCUCCGCCGCCCCCGUCCCCCCGGGGACCUCCAACCACAGGCGCUCGCAGGUGAUUGGUCGCAUUAAGGAAGGUCCGCCCCUGGAGUGCAUGGACACGCAGGUCUCCACGGAGACGGCCUCUGACCCGGUGUCUGCUCCGAGACAGGGCAGGGCUGAGCGACGCUACAUGGCAAACCGACCAGAGAUGUCCUUGGAUGCUGGAAGGGGCCCCAGCACAGAUGUUUCCGCCGCCUCCAGCCUGAGAAGAGCCAAGUCUCUGGACCGCAGAGCAGCCGACGCAUCCGCCACACCUGAUCUGCUGAACUUCAAGAAGGGAUGGAUGACCAAGCUGUACGAUGACGGAAUGUGGAAGAAGCACUGGUUUGUGUUGACCGACCAGAGCCUGAGGUACUACAAGGACUCCAUCGCAGAAGAGGCGUGUGAUCUGGACGGGGAGGUGGACCUGUCUUCCUGUUACGAUGUCACCGAGUUCCCCGUACAGAGGAACUAUGGCUUUCAGAUCCUUAGUAAGGAGGGAGCGUGCACACUGUCGGCCAUGACGUCGGGCAUCAGGAGGAACUGGAUCCAGGCCAUCCUGAAGAACGUGCGGCCGGCCACGGCCCCAGACGUCACCCGAAAGCAUCUAGCUCUGAAGCUGUCAGUUCUCAAGUCAAGGUCGUUACCUGAAGAGCAGGCCAAGACCCAGCUGGCUCAGUGUCUCCAGUCCCCAACGGACCCUCUUGCUGGCCCUGAGGGCUCCGGGGCCGAGGUCCCCGCGCAGCCGGCAGGGGCCCCCGUCCCCUCCCCCGAGCCCCGCAAGAGCCGCGUCCGGGAGCGUCGGCGGGAGGGCCGAUCCAAGACCUACGACUGGUCAGAGUUCCGGACGGGGCAGACGACCGACCCCUUGGACCUCAGCUCUGUCCUGCCUUCCUCCUCCACCUCCUCGUCCUACGCCUCCUCCACGGCCUCCUCCCCCGGCUCCAGCACCUCCUCCCCCCAGACCUCCUCCUCCGUCUCCGCCCCGCCUCCGCGGAUCUCCGCGGCCACCAGCCUGGACGGGGUGGCGGAGGAGCGAGCGCGCCGGUCGGACCAGGGGCGCGUCGCCGGCGGUCCCGCGCCUAACACGGUCACCGUUACCAUGACGACUACGCUGAACGCCGCGCCCGCGCCCCAGCCGCGGCCGUCUCCGCCCCCAGACCAGGGAGCGAUGGAGGUGGACGGGCAGGUCAAGGCGGGCCCAGAGGGGGACUCGCGGCGGCGGGGCGGGGUGGAGCGGGAGGAGGAGCGGGAGGAGGAUCACCAGGGGGUGAUCGAGGAGCACUGGCAUCAGGUGGAGACCACGCCCCUCAGGGAGGAGAAGCAGGUGCCCAUCGCCACGGCGACCACCAUCGGUGCCGAGCGACGCCCGCCGCGAGAACUGGCCACCCUGCUCAACAAGGAGCUGGGGGAGAAGCAGCAGGAACUGGACCGUCUGCAGGAGCAGAACCUCCAUCUGAAGGAGCAGCUGGACGAGGCGCGAGGCCGCGAGCACAGCGCCAGGGAGGGCUACGUCCUGCAGAGUUCCUCCACCCCCUGCUCCUCGCCACACCGAUUGCAACGGCAAAGUCCGCACAAGCUCGGCAUGCACACGCACGGUGACCCAGAGCCCCCGCUGGAAGUCGUUCCACAGCAGCUCCCCACAUUGAGGAGGAGCCUCACCGAGAACCAGGGCUCUGUAGGACGCCAAGAAGUCCAGAUCCAGGCCCUGCAGGCCAAAUUAGCCUCGGCAAUGGCAGAGAUCCUGGCCAGCGAGCAGGCUGUGGUCCGCAUGCGCAAUGAGCUGAAGUUGGAGCAGGAGCGCUCAAGGGACCACGAGGAGGAAUUUGGCCGCAGUGAAGACACCCUGCGAGCUCAGCUCCGGGAAAACGAGGACAGGCUCCGCGAGGUCGAGGCCAGCCUCUUGGAGAGGAACCAGGUCCUCAGGCACCUGGAGAGGCAGCAGGCCCUUCAGAGAGACCACCAGAGGGAGGUCCAGAGGCUCCAGGAGAGGCUGAAGGAGGUGAGCGGCAGGUUGAGUGCUACAGAGGAGGCCCAGGCCCUGAAGGAGGAGCGCCUAAGGCAGGACCAACAGGGCAUACAAGAGGCCUACGAGAGUGAGAAGCAGCACCUAACCGGGCUGUUAUUGGAGGCCGAAAUUUCCCAGAAGGAGAUGGAGAGUAAACUGUGGGAGGCAGAGUUGCAGGUUGAGACCCUGCUAAGAGGAAGGCGCUCCUCCUGUGGAAAGGAGGAGAGGGAGGAGGUGCUGAAGCUAAAGGAGGAGCUGAGCCAGAAGACCAGCCUAGUGGACACCUUGAGGGAGAGCGUCCGUAGGCUGGAGGAGGAGAAGGGUCAUCUUACCUGCCGCUGUCAGGAACUCCUCAACCAGAUAGCAGAAGCAGACCGCGAGGUGAACAAGCUGCGCAGCCGCUUGGACACUGAGGAGGCCGACUAUCACAGCCUGGAGCAAUCCUACAAACGAGCUUCACAGGAGUUCCAGAGCAUGAGCCAGUUCCUCCGGGAGAAAGAGGAGGAGAUCCGCCAGACGAAGGCCAUGUACGACAGGCUGGUGGCGUGCAAGGAUGAAGACCUCAAAGAAGCCCUCGUGAAGAUGGCUGUCCUUGGAAACAGCUUGGAAGAGACGGAACAGAAACUUUUGGCCAAGGACGAGCUGAUGUCUCAGAUAAGUGACACCCUAAGGGUGCAGGGCGAGCCCUGCGGGGCAGAGAGGGACCUGCAGGCCAAACUGGUGAUAGCAGAGGACCGCAUUGCAGAGCUAGAGCAGCAUCUCAAAACCCUACAGCUUGGCUAUGCAGACUUACACAUUGAACGCCACAGAUUAGAGCAAGAGCACGAAGAGGAUCUGGCAGAGUCGGCUUACAACACCAAUAACUUCACGGUUGGAAAGCAGCCUCUUGGAAAGAGACAGAGAAUUCGCUUCUCCAACAUUCAAUGCCAAAAGUACAUGAGCCUGGACAGCUCCCAGGUGGACAGCAGUGAAGGUAUUAUCCAGGGUAUGGGAGAAGAAACGACCAGCUCAUCACCCACACCUCCUCAGUAUAGCAGUGACCCAGAGAAGUUCAUCUCCGUCAUACAUGCCCUAGAAACUAAACUUGUGUCCACUGAGGAGAAGUUGAGAAACCUCACACAGAAGCUUGACGGCCAUAUCCUGGUCCAAUCGGAAGACUUGCAUGCAUCCGAGCAACCAGCUAACCAGGUGUCCUCUGUUGGAGGAGGAGUGUCUUCUGUUGGAGGAGGAUGUGUUAUUGCUGCAGCUACAGACCAGUAUGCCAAGGCCCUGGUGUGUAUUGAGACCAGCCAAGAGAAGGUACGCAGCCUCCUCUUGGGCUCCCAUGAGCCCACCGAGUGCCAGCUAUUGUUGUUAUCAGAGGUCGAGAAGGAGCUGCUCAAUGCAACACUGUACAUCAGGCAAGGCGAGAAAACCCUGGAAGGCCACAUGCCACAGUAUCCAAAUUACCCAUUAGAUACUGUUGAUGGCAAGGAGCUUGGGGAGGAAAUGUCCCUCUUUGCAAAGACGUUGUCCUAUGAGGCUCUUGUUUUGAACAAGAUGGCUUUGUUGAUACAGAAUUCAAACUCCGACCUUCUGCAGGGUUUCGAUGAAAUGCAUAAAGAAUUGGAGAUGGUGAAUUCUGCUGAUGGAGAUUGCUUGGCAGUAGUGUACGCUGAUGUUCUGUCCAGGAAGUUAGUAUUGGAGAGUGCUUUCUGGAAAGAUCUGGAGAAGGUGAAGACACAGUGUAAAAUACAGCAAACAAAAGAUUCAGACCUUGCUCAAAAACCAGAAGGGGAUGUUGGCUCAGCUGAUGUUGACGUUGACACCACAGAAAUCAUUACCACCGUUGUCAAAGCAGAACUCACAUAUUCCAUUCAAAAUCUUAAACUCCUCUAUGAGGACAAAUUCAGAUCAAUUCAACAGGAACUUAUAUCAGCCCAUAAUAACCUACAGAAACGAGACAUGGCUCUACAAGAGAUCUUUGAAGCUCUACCAAGCCCUGACCUGAAACACAUCGUUGAAGAUAUCAGGAAAAGCCUUUUCGGUCAAAAGAAGCGGUUAGCUGACAUCAGUCCUCCAGAGCUCGCUCCCUACAUGGAGCAGAUUGAAAUGGAGGAAGCAAAGGACAUGGCCGAGGAAUUUCUCAACAGACACUUGCCUCAAAAUCUUUCGUCUUCUACUGUCAACUCACUGGCGUCCCUGCCCCACGCACAAUCCGCCCUUGCUGCUGAGCUCCUGAAACAGGCAGCGCUUCUUCAUAGAUGUUCAGAGGAAAUCGGGAAAAGUGGCAGCUUUGAAGGACUAGCCAGCUUGAUCCGGACCCUUCCAGGUCACCAAGCCUCUCGCGGCCUGGUCAGCGGAUCGCUCUGCAUGCGGGAGGCGUUGAUUCAGGCCCAGGUGGCCUACGUUGCUUGCAGACUCCGAGCCGUCCACCAACAGGACCUGAACCGGUGUCGUCAGACAGGUCGGGACAUGGACACUCUAGUCCAGGACCACGCCCGCAGCGUCAGUGCCAUUCACCAGAGUUACGAGUCGUCUCUGAGCGAGGAACGUCUGGGCUUCGGCCAAAUGGUGAGCUCGCUCCAAGAGGAGAACCAGGAGCUGAGGAAGGAGCUCAGCGAGAGGCUGAACCAACUCUCUCAGCAGCAGAGACAGCUCCUGGACCUGGGGCAAAACUUUGAGAGGGAGCAGGAGGAGAUGAGUCAGAGGCACAAGCAGGAGCUGAGCCAGGCGGAGCAGAGCCGUGCCACCACAGAGCUGGCCCUGAUGGAGGCAGCCACCGACAGCCAGCAUAAAGUAGAGGUUCUGCUGGGGGACAUGGAGACCCUGGCGGAGAGGCAGGAGAAACAUGUAAGGAACCUCGAGGAACAGUUCCAAGAGAAGCUUCGGGAGCUUCAGCACGUUCAGAAGGAGGAGAUACGGAAGUUGCAAUCCCAUUACAUGGAAACCAUCCGAUGCAUCCAAGAGAAGCAACAGAAGAAGAAGAACCCUGACAGCCCGCCGCUAGGCGAUGAGGCCUGUGCUAUGAGCUCGCCGAUGGAGGAAGAGGAGCAGGGGUAUGCAGGAGAUGUUGGGAGCAGGGCGGAGGUGGACCCCAUGGUGGUUCUGAAGGACAGGAUCCUGGAGCUGGAGACACAGAUUAACUGCAUGAGGGAGGAGCUGGACAGCAAACACCUGGCGGGAGACGUUAGCAGCUUGAAGGAGAAAUACCAGAGAGACUUAGAGAGUCUUAAGGCUACGUGUGAGAGAGGGUUUGCCGCCAUGGAGGAGACCCACCAGAAGGUGGUGGAGGACCUCCAGAGGCAGCACCAGAGGGAGGUGUCCAAGCUCCUGGAGGAAAGGGAGAGGCUGCUGGCAGAGGAGACGGCUGCCACCAUCUUUGCUAUUGAAGCCAUGAAGAACGCCCACAAGGAGGACCUGGAGAAGACCCAGCGUCCGGCUCUGAGUGGCCUCAACUCAGACAUCGACCAGCUGCACUCUCAAUACGAGGCAGAGCUGCAGUCCGUCCACAGGGAGCUGGAGGUGCUGUCGGAGCAGUACAGCCAGAAGUGUCUGGAAAACGCCCACCUGGCCCAGGCUCUGGAGGCCGAGAGGAACGCCCUGCGCCAGUGUCAGCGGGAGAACCAGGAGCUCAACUCACACAACCAGGAGCUGAACAACCGGCUGACAGAUGAGAUCAUGAAAAUCCGCUCCUGCUUCAGCGGACAGACCGACCUUUCACCUCUGACCCACGGGAAGGACCUGUACGAGCUGGAGGUUCUCCUAAGGAUCAAGGAGUCUGAGAUCCAGUACCUGAAGCAGGAGAUCCACUCCCUCAAGGAUGAGCUGCAGUCCGCUCUCAGAGAUAAGAAGUAUUCCAGUGAUAAGUACAAAGACAUCUACACAGAGCUGAGCAUCGUCAAGGCCAAGGCAGACUGUGACAUCGGCAAACUGAAGGAGAAGCUCCUGGUUGCCACGGAAGCGCUGGGCGAGAGGAAGGUGGACGGGACGGUUGCCCCUGGAUACGACAUCAUGAAGUCAAAGAGCACUCCAGACUUCCUGAAGAAGGAACGAAUGCCGCUCACUAAACAGCUGAGGGGCGUGCGCUCCAAGAGCCUCAAAGAAGGACUGACCGUCCAGGAGAGGAUGAAGCUGUUCGAGGCAAAAGACUCCAAGAAGAUCUGAAUACUCACAGCUUGAAGGCUGCUGUUUGGCCUCCCAACCAGCAAGGGGAGACAAAACACACAGGAAGUAGUUGGUCUCUUCCUGACUCUCCCGUUUUUGUUUUAUUUGCUGAAAAGGACCUAAAGCCUUCGAUUUCGAUUUAAAUCUCUACAUAAACCUGUGUUUUUUUUUUUCUUUUUCUUGGAUGUAAUCUAUAUUCUGAAAUGUUCUCCCAUUAUAGUCUCCCCUCUGGCAUGCCACGGGGCAUUUUAUUAUUAGUACACAGAUGUGACAAAAGCCAAAACGUAUAGCAAUAUACACUAUGAAUAAUAUAUAUAUUUUCUCUGUAGGAACGUAACCAGUACCUGCUGUAAUACCUUGUGUUGGGUUCCAGUGGUUUGUAGUUCUGAAGUGUUUUUAAUGUGCCGGUUGUGUUGUACGCAACGAGGAGCAGCUGGGCUGGCUGUGGAUUCAGGAGUUGUCUGCUGUAGUUUAUUCUGAGUUUCACUGUGGCGCCAUCUAGUGGCUCCCUGGGGAGGUGCGUGUUGGGCUGGGCUUUAACAUUAUUUGAUUGGCUGUGUUUGGAUAGGCUGUUUGUGGUUGGCCGUCUAUGGUUAAUUGAAUGUGGUAUCUGUAUGAAUGCACCGUUUCUAAUUGGUUUUCUGAAGUUGGCCUUGCUACAGCAAAUUGGAAGACUGCACUUACCUCUGGCCUGCUGAGGAAGCUGUUUGUUUUUAGAAUUUUUGACUGUUUCGUGACUUCAAGCUAACUUCUACAGUGCAACCAAACCUUUUGAUCAGCAAACCAUGCUGACUUACGUUUGCUCCUCCCCACUUAUCGUCGGCCAGGGAUGAGUUUAGUAGUUUGUAGUUUGUUUUGCUUUGAGAAACCUCCAGAGAGUGUUUAACCAUGACAUUUAGCACUGCAUAGGGCGCUAGCAUGCUGGCUACAUCUACAGAUAUCUCCCUAUAUCACGAGCAGCUUUACCUUAAACCAGGCCUUUUCAAGGCUGAUCUUAAACUGGGAUGUUAAUAAGCUUAGCUUGGCCGGUCCUACCAGCUUCAUGUCCAGAUCAAACUGGUUUUCCUUCAUUGCCGUCCUUCAGCCAUGGGCUCAGACUCAAUGUUCUUCAUUUUAAAAUACAUUAUAAUAUUGUUUGUGCCUCAACUGAGCGACAUGUUCUUGAAACCUGUGCAGCUAUUUAACUGACAUUAAAUAAUUAAGUAAUAAUUAAUUCCCACUGUAUAGUAUUCAAAUCAAGCUUUGUAUAUAAGAUGUAUGCAACACACAAAAAACUUUUUUCCGUUUUUGUUUAAAACUUGUACUUUGCUUAGCCUACAAGCUCUAUACAGAAUAUAUGAAAUUGAUAUAAAUAUUUUUUAUUUUUGUUUGAAUGUAACGCAAAUAAAGUCUUUUGAAAUAUUAGUUUGUUAUGUCACCAACAGAAAUUAUUUCCAACUCUUUGUGUGAAAGAUCACAUCCGUAAAACCAUUAAGGACAAGAGUAUCUCUUUAAACAGACGCCUGUUAAAGCGAUGGGUUUUAAGAGCCCAGGUUAUUGUUGGCAUUGUCUUUGUCUUUAAUAAAUCAGCCAUGAUUUUAGAUCAACUCCCCCUCUGACAGUGUAGACGCGUUGUGAUACUGGGCCUUCGGUGAGCCGUUGACGUCAUCCAUCAUCUUCCACAUGAGGGUUGAUCGGCUCAAAUAGCGCUAUGUUUCCAAACCAAGGUGAGUGCAUAUGAGCCCACAAACAAACAAAUACACAAGUUUAGAUUCUGUGCAUACUCGUCACUGCUCAUGCUCCCAUCUGCAACUUCAGUGCCCUGCUCUGUGCGAAGGGCAGAGCGAUAUUUCAAUUAGUUGAGAGGGCAGGUUUAGGAAGGUGUGUUUUUUAAAGGGCCCCUAUUAUACAACUAUGUGAGUGUGAUUAGCCAUUACAAGAAAAAUGUUGCUGAUCUAUCCAGCAUACAUCUAGGUUGACACUCUUACUUGUGACGUCACUAAAACACAGAAAAGGGCAGAGGCAAGUUUAUUUAUAUAGUAUCUUACAAACACAAGGCCAGUCAUCUUGCUUCAGUAAGGACGAAAUAACAUGCAAAGGAUGAUCAUUAAAGAUAAUGAAAAGGCCAAAUGUAAAAUACAAGAGAUAAAGAUUAAGAUGUUAUGAGAACAAAUGUAGUGCAGACAUACAUUUUUUUAUCAAAGUUAAAAAAAAUUGUCCCUGAUUUUAAUAGAAUAAAGUGUGAAUCAGACCUCCGAUGUUCUGGAAGUUUGUUCCAGAUCUGUGUUGCAUACACACUAAGAGUUAGUGACCAUGGUAACGAACUCUGUGAGCACCUGAGCAGACCCUGCCAGAAGAAAACUAUGUGGGGGGGCCUCCAUCCUGCCUGUCAAUCACAUGCACACAUCUUCAUCAUAGCUCUACCCACAGGGGCCUCGGUGCAAUACAAACGCAGAGAGGGUUUUUUGGCUGUUUAUUUUAUUUUUUUAAAUCUCGCUCUCUUCCCUUUUUU
Molecule: messenger RNA, 10335 nt
Organism: Gadus chalcogrammus (walleye pollock)
Lineage: Eukaryota; Metazoa; Chordata; Actinopteri; Gadiformes; Gadidae
Gene: mpripa
Product: restin homolog
Exons: 26
Coding region: 747-7844 (2365 amino acids)
Biological process (GO): actin filament organization
Cellular component (GO): actin cytoskeleton
Molecular function (GO): actin filament binding
Source: RefSeq, a predicted model, not a curated record